AUGGAUAUCGAUGAAAAUCCUAAUUCAGGUCCUCUAAGUGCCCAGCGUAUACGAGAUUUAGAAUCGAUUGAAGAAGUGAUUGUUGAAAUUAUUAAUACGGCUGCUCAUGCAAUUAUGGGUCUGGCAUUGGACGGGAAACAACCCACACAAGAUGGUGAAGAUGAUUUCACAAAAAAGGAUAAGUCUGAAAAACUUACCCUUGAACAACAAGAAGAAAAUUUUAAGGAAUUUGCCCAAAAAUUUGCUAAUUUGAUAGAAGAAAUUCAAAUUAAACUGCGUGUUCAAUUUCGGCAUAUGCGAAAUAUGGGUAUAACAGCUGGUGAUAUACCCUUCUAUACAGUAACAUAUGGAGAAGCAAAAGAGUAUGAAAGUUGGAUGAAUGCUGCAAAAAUCUUACGGAAAAAACUUGACAAUAUUAGCGUUGCUGCAGAUGGUUUGCAAGAUUCAAAAAGCGAAUUAAUGGAAGUUGAUGAAUAA
Dentiscutata erythropus is the source of this 477-nucleotide messenger RNA. The record is from the annotation of a GenBank genome assembly. NCBI's taxonomy places the organism in Eukaryota, Fungi, Glomeromycota, Glomeromycetes, Diversisporales, Gigasporaceae.